Nannospalax galili (Upper Galilee mountains blind mole rat) is the source of this 1703-nucleotide messenger RNA. It is a transcript of the gene Tekt5, whose product is annotated as tektin 5. Gene Ontology annotation, cellular component: sperm flagellum; nucleus; microtubule cytoskeleton. Lineage: Eukaryota; Metazoa; Chordata; Mammalia; Rodentia; Spalacidae. Gene Ontology annotation, biological process: cilium movement involved in cell motility; cilium assembly. The record is from RefSeq and is a predicted model, not a curated record.
AUGGAAUUUCUUGGAACCACUCAGACCGCCAGUUACUGUGGCCCCAAAAAAGAAUGUGGCUUGCCCGCGCUGCCCCCCUCUGGCCAGGAUCCUGUGGUCCAGGAGUGCUACCAGCCGUACCACCUGUCCGGGUACCGCCACGUCAACACCUGGAGACCCAGCGACCUCUACAAGAUCGCCGCCACCGAGACCUUCCCGAAUGAGUGUCAGGGCUCCCGGCGCCCGACCACCAUCCUGCCCUCGCUCCGCUCCGCGCCCUUCUGUUGCCACACUCCCCGCGACUGGGAGCGCUCCAACCAGAUGCAGGUCCGGGGCGCGGAGGCCUCGAGGCUGUGGGCCAGCCGGCUGACUGCAGACUCCCUGCAGAUCAUGCAAGAUAAGGACCAGCUGACGCACCAGAUGCAGGAGGGGACCUCCCGCAACCUCGGCCAGAGGCUGUCGGACAUCGGCUUCUGGAAGUCGGAGCUGUGCUACGAGCUGGACAGGCUACUUAAUGAGAACAACAGCAUGGACACCAUCAAGAGGCGCCUGGAGUGCGCGGCUGAGGAGGUGAACUGUCCCCUGCAGGUGGCCCUGGAGUGUCUGUACAAUCGGGAGAAAAGGAUUGGGAUUGACCUGGUCCAUGACAACGUGGAGAAAAACCUUAUCAGGGAAGUGGAUUUGUUAAAAUGUUGCCAAGAUCAGAUGAGAAAAUUAGCUACAAGAAUAGAUUUCCAGAUGAGAGAUAACUGAGAUGCUCAACACAGCCUGGAGCGGGACAUAGAGGACAAAAGCUCAGCCCAGUGUAUCGAUGAGAAAUGCUUUAACCUGAGAAACACGUCUGACUGCAUCAGUUUCUUUCAUGGCAUGGAAAAAUUUGGUGGCACGGUCUCCAUUCCUGAGACCUGGGCCAAGUUCACCAAUGACAAUAUCAGACACUCGCAGAGCAUGUGGGCCAAUUCCAUCAGGCUGCGUGAGGAGGCCGAACACCUCUUUGAGACCUUGUCUGACCAGAUGUGGAGACAGUUCACUGACACCAACCUGGCCUUCAACAUCCGCAUCUCCGAGGAGACAGAUGUGAAGAACAAGCUGCAGACACAGCUGGCUAAGACACUGCAGGAGAUCUUCCAGGCAGAGAACACCAUCAUGUUGCUGGAAAGAGCCAUCAUGGCCAAGGUGUCACUGAAGGUAGCCCACACCAGGCUGGCAUGCCGGACCUGGCGGCCCAACCUGGAGCUCUGCAGGGACAUCCCGCAGUUCAAGCUCCUGAACGAGGUGUUCACCAUCGAUGACACCCUACAGACGCUAAGGCUGAGGCUGCGUAAGACGCAGGACACGCUGCAGCUGCUGGUGAUAUCCAAGUCCCGGCUGGAGCAAGAGCUGGCGAUCAAGGCCAACACCCUGUGCAUCGACCAGGAGAAAUGCAUACGCAUGCGCAAGACCUUCCCCAGCACGCCCCGCCUGGUGGGCUACAGCGGCGCCGGCAUCCGCUUUGGUCCCUGCGCCACCCACGCCCCUUGUAUCAGCCCCGCCCACUCAGGAGGCUCCGCCCCUUGCGGCUGCUCUGCUAGGAGAGGCCCCGCCCCCUGCUCCAGAUCCUCCUGUUCCUGCCUAGGACCCUGCUCUGCACGGGUUUGUAAAAUGGCUUAAGGUUGGAAAAGGCUGAAAAAGAAAAUAAGAAUAAUUUUCUCUUUCUUUCCGCCGUGAAAAUGUGAAAAUAUAGA